CAGAACAAGCCAUUUUGGAAAUGUUAUCAAGUAUGACAAGUGCAGCAUUCUUUGGAGCCAGGAAGCCCCAAGAAAAAAGAGAUCGAAAUAGUUUGGAAAAAACAUUGCUCAACACUACUUUACCUGUGGCUGCAGAUCCACCACGACUGAUAGCGAUAGGAGAUCCACGAAAAGGUGGCCUCAAAACGCAUAUAUAUGUAGAUCAAAAAGCAAUGUACACAGGACCUGUCGUAGAGGCAUUAACACAAAUUGUGGCACUCUACUAUGUGUUUCAUAUUGCUCCAUCGACGGACUUAAGAGCAGCGUUUUCGUUCAUUUUUGGGAUCUUGAUGCAAGAAGCAGCUCAAAAGGAGUACAAACGUUGAAGACGGACUUGAAUUGCACAAUAGAAAAAUUGAGAGACAAGCUAUUUAAAACAAAGGACACUAUUCAGCCAAUGAUUUUCGUCGUUGGACCAUUAAUCAAAAUUCAAAAGGCUGUCGUAGUUGUAGAUGAACAGCACUACGC
Molecule: messenger RNA, 507 nt
Organism: Leptopilina boulardi
Lineage: Eukaryota; Metazoa; Arthropoda; Insecta; Hymenoptera; Figitidae
Exons: 3
Coding region: 21-365 (114 amino acids)
Source: RefSeq, a predicted model, not a curated record